AUGAUCUUCGCUGUUACUGUACUAAUUAUAGUUUCCAAUUGUCAUGCGUUAUCUACUGGUACUGAUAGCGGAGACUCGCUUCUCUUGGGCGCCUCGCUUUUUGGAAAUCAGACAAUAAUAUCACAGAAUGGCACGUUUGAAUUGGGAUUUUUCAGCCCAAACGGAAGCAAUAACUGGUAUCUUGGCAUCUGGUAUGCUAUAUUAUCAAAGGAGGCCGUUGUUUGGGUGGCUAAUAGGGAGAGCCCGGCAAAAAACAAGCCUGGCGUUUUGAAGCUGUCAAAACAAGGUAAUCUGGGACUUUUUGAUGCAGAGGGCACGUCUCUUUGGUCGGCCAAUGUAUCGAACAAGCCGUCGCGGGCUGUGCUGUUAGAUUCUGGUAAUUUUUUGAUGCUGAGCAACUACAAUGAAUCUGAGACUCUUUGGCAGAGUUUCGACUUUCCUGUAGAUACCGUGUUGCCCGGGAUGUGGCUCAGUGAACAGCAAAAGUUAAUCAGUUGGAAAAACUCAAUGGAUCCCGCUCCUGGGCUUUUCUCCAUUCAGUUGGAUCCAUCUGGAGCUAGAGAAUUCGUGCUAACAUGGAACAAUUCUGUUCAGUAUUGGAAGAGUGGAACUUGGGACGGGAAAAUUUUCAGUGGGCUUCCUGAACUGGUAAAUGGAGACUUGUACAAUAUCAGCCAUAAAAGUACUAGCUCUGGUUUGUAUUUUAGUUAUACAGUGCUGAAGUUGGUCUCAUGUUUUCUAAAACUAAAUUCCGGAGCAAUACAAAUAUUUUGUUUGUAUGAUAAACCUAAACCAAUCAUGGUAGUGAGUCGCCCCAGAGAUCAAUGCGACGUAUAUGGUGUUUGUGGCGCUUAUGGAAGCUGUAACUCCAACAAUCUUCAGUUCUGCAGCUGCAUGGGAGGUUUCUCACCGGCAGACAAGCGUGCCUGGGACUCACAUGACUGGUGGUCAAGUGGCUGUGUUCGGCAGAGCCCAUUAAACUGCAGUACCCAAAAAGGCAGCCCUGACAAAUUUAUCGACUCUGGUGUAACGUUGCCUGAUGAUUCAGCUUCGUCAUACCCUGCACCCACAAAGGAAGAUUGCCAGAAAGCCUGCCUCCGCAACUGCUCGUGCACUGCGUUUACUUUCAAUUCUCCUUCAGGACCCUGCAAAAUCUGGUCAGGAGAUUUGCUAAACAUCCAAAACAGCAGAUCGACUAUCUCCAUUCGAGUGGCUGCCUCUGCACUUCCAAAGCUUCAUAAACCACCGUCCUCCAAACUGAAAACCAUAAUUAUUGUGAGUGCUCUCACCCUCGCUUUGAUUAUCUUUUUAUUUUUAAUGUGGCAAAGGUAUCGGCUACGACAACCAAUGGACACAAUUGAAGAUUCCUCAGGCCCUUCACUUAGAACGUUUAGCUACAAGGAGUUGAAGAUUGCAACAAGGAAUUUUAGGUCUAAGUUGGGGAGCGGAGGAUUCGGCUCAGUGUUCAAAGGAUCUCUACCAGACGGCACGCUUGUGGCCGUAAAGAAAUUGGAAGGUUCAAAACAACAAGAUAAGCAAUUUCGAGCGGAAAUCAGUUCUCUUGGCAGCAUACAACAUGGGAAUUUGAUCAGGCUUCGAGGGUUUUGUGCUGAAGGAUCCAAAAGGUUGUUGGUUUAUGAUUACAUGCCCAAUGGCUCUCUAAAUUCCUUGCUGUUCAAAAGUAAACCAAAGGUACACGACUGGAAGACCCGAUUCCAGAUCGCUUUAGGCUUUCUCGAUGAAAGUAACUCCAGAAGUAAACCAAAGGUACUCGACUGGAAGAUCCGAUUCCAGAUCGCUUUAGGGACUGCACGAGAUUUUGGGUUGUCAAAGCUUGUGGGUAGAGAUUUCAGCAACGUACUAACAACAACAAGAGGAACGAGAGGGUAUUUGGCUCCUGAGUGGAUCUCCGGUCUUCCCAUCACUUCCAAAGUUGAUGUGUACAGUUUUGGUAUAACGCUCUUGGAAAUAAUUUCUGGCCGAAGAAGUCUGGAUUUAAACGUGCAAGAUUCAAGUCAGUAUUACUUUCCCGCAUGGGCUGCAGCCCAAAUUUGCCAGGGGAAGAUGAUUAAUAUUGUGGACGAAAGUGUUGCAGCGGAGGCAGAUGUUGAAGAGGUGAGAAGAGCAAGCGUUGUAGGGUUAUUAUGCAUAGAAAGGGAGGAGGAGGGGAGGCCAAGCAUGGAACAAGUAGUGCGGAUGCUGGAAGGGAAGAUGGAACCUCAAACUCCGCAGAUGCUGAAUUCUGCAUUCGUAGAUAACCAAGUCAACCGAACCGAGACUGAUAGCGAUAGCAAUGACAGUGUUGUAGAAUAA
Molecule: messenger RNA, 2313 nt
Organism: Cryptomeria japonica (Japanese cedar)
Lineage: Eukaryota; Viridiplantae; Streptophyta; Pinopsida; Cupressales; Cupressaceae
Product: G-type lectin S-receptor-like serine/threonine-protein kinase At2g19130
Exons: 2
Coding region: 1-2313 (770 amino acids)
Biological process (GO): protein phosphorylation; recognition of pollen
Molecular function (GO): ATP binding; protein serine/threonine kinase activity
Source: RefSeq, a predicted model, not a curated record